AUGAAUAUUCAAACGAAAUCAUUAAUCACUUUGAUUCAAUGUAAUAUUAAUAAUUAUAUUUAUGGUAAUGAUAUUGCUCGAUACUUUACAAUAUCUGAACAAGAUUUAUUAACAGAAACUGAAAAUAAUAGAGUUUGUAAAAUUAUUGAUAAAGUAACAAAAACACUUACAGAUGAAAAUAAUAAUUAUUUACAAUCAAUUUUUAAAAAUUUAAAUGUUUUUACCAUUUUUACAACUAUUAAAACUGAAAUUCAAAAAUGUACAAACAAAAAACAACUUAUUGAUUAUAUUGAUUCUUUAACUAAAAAAUAUAUUUUACAAUAA
Molecule: messenger RNA, 324 nt
Organism: Cetraspora pellucida
Lineage: Eukaryota; Fungi; Glomeromycota; Glomeromycetes; Diversisporales; Gigasporaceae
Source: the annotation of a GenBank genome assembly